Molecule: messenger RNA, 4459 nt
Organism: Salvelinus namaycush (lake trout)
Lineage: Eukaryota; Metazoa; Chordata; Actinopteri; Salmoniformes; Salmonidae
Product: WASH complex subunit 2-like
Exons: 27
Coding region: 141-3860 (1239 amino acids)
Biological process (GO): retrograde transport, endosome to Golgi; protein localization to endosome
Cellular component (GO): early endosome; WASH complex
Molecular function (GO): retromer complex binding; phosphatidylinositol phosphate binding
Source: RefSeq, a predicted model, not a curated record
UGACCGACCUGUCAGAAACGCAAUGAGGAUCGGCUGAGUUUAGCAUAAUCGAGUCUCUCUACGACUUUUGGGGCUUAUAUUUCACUAACGUGGACAACAGUUUGCCAACAGUUACUAAGCUGAGCGGGUUGCCGGUUGGCAUGGCGAAUGUCCCCAGCAAGAGCAAUCACACCGGGAAGGAUGGCCAGGUGUGGGAGAGACUCUGGACCUUGGAAGAGAUGCGACAGACCAGCGCCAACUGGUCCCUGGCUGCAGACUCAGGACUCUUCCUGUUCCUGCAAGACUUCUCCCAGAGGAUGCUGUCAAAGACUCAUGCGAUAGAGAAGCAGCUGGAUGGACUGAUCAGAGACACCAAGGCCACAGACUGCUGCAUGCACACCGUCUUCAACGACUUCCUCAUGCUCUCCAACACACAAUUCAUUGAAAACAGAGUGUAUGAUGAGGAGGUGGAGGAGGCGGUGCCAAAGCCUGAUGCUUUGGAGAGACCGCCUGAGCAGAAGACUCGUGAGCAGAAGGAAGCCCAGCUGAUUCCUAAGGUCCAGGAAGCAGUGAACUACGGUCUGAUGGUGCUGGACUCUGCCUUUGAGCAGCUAGACAUCAAGGCAGUAAACUCUGACUCAGAGGACGAGGAGGCCACAGACAGAGUGGAGCCCAUACUGGAGCCCAAGGACCUGUAUGUGGACAGGCCUUUACCAUAUCUGAUUGGCUCUCAGCUCUUUAUGGGGCAAGAAGACGUUGGACUGGGCGACCUCUCCAGUGAAGAAAUGUCAGUCGACAGCGAUCGCGACACCGUCAUUGUGAGCGAAGAUGGCAAAGAUGCUAACAAGUCGUCUAUGUUGAGUGAUGAUGAGGACGAGGAGGGAGAUUCAGACCUAUUUGGAGAAUCGGACGAAGAUGAUGAUGAUGAUGACAGAAAGAACCCAAGACCAUCAUCCUUUGCUGAUGAGCUGGCCGCCAGAAUCAAAGGGGAACCUAUCAGCAAGACUGAGGGAGAUCGCACAUCAUUGUCGUCUGCCUCUAAGAAGAACAGUAAAGCAAAGAAAGAGCCCAAGGCUGAAAGGCCACCGGCUAUUGAAGAUGACAGCGAGGAGUUAUUCGGGCCGCCCAAGAUGGAGGACGAGGACUUUUCUCCCUUUGGAGGAAAAGGAAGCCUCUUCAGUGGAGGGAGAGGACUGUUUGAUGAUGAAGGGGAUCUGUUCUCUGAUCCACCUAAACAGCCUGUAGCAGAGGAGAAGACCACAGAACCUGUCAAGCCUGCUAAGAAGAUUCCUUCAGGGGCUGUGCCAAUUUUCCCAGAGAACAGCCUGUUUGGCACUCCUAAUGACUCUGAUUCAGUGGAGGGUAGAGAGAAUGGCAGUCCAGCCAAACCCAGCAAGACCCAGACAUCAGCCCCUAGAAAGACCGCUUUAGGGGGGCUGUUCGACGAUGAGGAGGAUGACUUCUUCACCGGCAAAAGCCUUAAUAAAUCCAGAUCAGCUGGACAGGAGGAACCCAAGCAGAAGAAGACAGUGGAUCUGUUUGGAGGAGGUGAUGAGGAUGGUGACAUCUUCGGUGACAGCUCCGGUGUUCUGCCCCCUCUACAGAGCAGGAGGGAGGUGGUGGAGGAGGAGGAAGUACAGGUGAAACAGGCUCCUCAGAAAAAGAUGCCAGCAGGAGGUGUCUCCAUGUUUGGUCCUGGUACCAAGAGCCUGCUGACUGAGACACUAAAGAAACGACGGCCCUCCACCAGUGAAGAGUCAGAGGAGAUAUGUCCAACCAUCCCUAAGAGUCAGUCCAAGCCUGAACCGACACUUCAGAGCAAAGCUCUUCUGUCCAUAUUUGUUGACGAGGAGGAUGAGGAUCUGUUUGUGUCUGCGAAGAAGUCUAAGUCAAGCCAAACUGAAGAUGUCACACCACAAGUCAAGAAUCAUGUCUCUAGCGCCCUCUUCAGUGAUGACGAGGACCAUUGGAUGAGCUCCAAGCAUAGUGCAGGAAAGACUGGAGGGAUGAAGUCCAGUGAAAGCGCACCCUAUAGUCUACCCAGUGUCAAAGCAGAUCCUUUCGACAGCCUGUUCGAUGAGGAUGAUCUCUUUGCUGCUACCAAGGAGUUGAGUCAGAAGAAGCCACAGAGAGUGUCUCUCCAGUUUGAAGAUGAGACUGAGGAUGGUGAAGAUAAGGGAUCUCUCUUUGACUUCAAACCAGCCAUCAACAACAGCUCUACUCUAGCUGACCCUAAAGCUGCUGCUGUGGCCUCCCCAGCCCCCUCGCUGGUCCACACAGACAAACCUGAGGAGGUGACGGCACCUCCUCCCCCAGUGGAGAAGAGGCGUGCAGAGGAGAGGGCAGCGAAGGGUCCUGAUGUACAGCCCCUGUCCUCUCCACUAGAGGGCAGUGAGAGUAAGAAGAAGCCAGUAGGGGCCGUCAGUCUGUUUGGAGGGAUCAACGUGCUGGGAGACGGACUGGGAGCAGCCAAGCCUACAGAGGAGCGUCCUCAUACCAAGAGCAGUACCGGGGUGUUCCAGGAUGAGGAACUGCUCUUCAGUCACACUCAGCAGAGAGACAACCACCCCGACGUUGACAUCUUCGCCACGCCUGACAAGUCUGUGAAGCCGGCACCAAGCUCUGUAAAAUCUCAACCGCCUUCGUCACGGAUUGGAAAACUCCAAACCAACCUGGUGAUCAACCCUGCUGCCCUCCUGCCUAGAGUGUCCCCUUGGAUCCUAGGGGGGGUCAGUGGACUACCAGGCCUGAGCCCCAGCUCCUCAGGCCUCAGUCCCAGUACAGCAUGGACCCAGUCCCCCAGCGACGGAGGGCUUAGCUUCGACCACCCUGUCCAGGUGUCUGUGCUACAGUGUGCCAACAAGGGUCGAGCUAAAGGCUCCAUCUGCCGCAGGCCCCAGACCAGGGCAGCACGGCAGAUGUCAGCUCAGAGCUCGAAUAACCAGGGAGAGGACCGGGCCGGACACAGCCCAACCCUACCUCAUCCAACCCAGCCUAGUUUGGCACUACUUAACCCAAUCCAGCCUAGCCUGGCACUACCUAACCUAACCCUGCCCAGGCCUAGUCUACCCAACCAAGCCCUAACCACUGCCUUACCCUCCUUCUUACCUGCCUCUUUACCCUCCCAACCCCCGCUCACUGAUGUCUCUGUCAGACCGGCAGUUCUAACACUACCAGUGUCCAACACCCCUCUAAAGAGAGACUUUUCUAAGGGUAGCAAGGUGAAGGUGCUGCCCUCUCCCGACGAGGCUGACCUGUUUGGGUCUGUCCCUGCCCUAGCCCCAGUCCCCAAACUCACCGCAAAGACUACGGAGGGUGAGUUGACACCGAAGAAGGAGAAAGAAGGGACCCCUCCGUCCCUCUUUGACGACCCCAUGGGUGACCUGUUCCAGAACGUCAAGCCGAGGUCUGCGAUGAAGGCAAAGGCCUCUUCUUUCCUGGAGGAUGAGGACGAUGAAGAGUAUAUCUUUGUGCUGGGAAAGAGCUCUACUCCCACUACUAAAAUGACUGCCGGGGGGAAAGUCACUAAGGCAGGGAGCAACUCUACUCCCAAACAGGACCUUUUCCAGGAUGAAGCGGCGACGACCCCCAAAGCUCACAAAGACAAAUCCCUGGAUGCCAGCCUGUUUGACGACAACGUUGACAUCUUUGCUGAUUUGACGGCCACUUCAAAACCAAAAGAGAAGAAGUCCAAGAAGGCGGAGACUAAAUCCAUAUUUCAUGAUGAUAUGGAUGACGUCUUCUCUCCCAGCACUGUGAAGCCAAUGGCCAAGCAGCCUCCAUCUAAGUCCAGGAAAAGCCCUCCCUCCCAGGACACCAGUGCAUCGGACGGCUUGGGCAACAUCUUCGACCACCCUCACGAUGCUCUGGGUGGGAACUGAACCGUGGACUGUUCCUGAUGAACUAAAGCUUUGUUUGAGUCCCAAAUGGCACUGUAUUCCGUAGAUGGUUCAUUACUUUUGACCAGGGCUCAUAGGGUGUGCACUAUGUGGGGAAUAGGGUGCCAUUUGGGAUGCGGUCCCUAACUGUAGAAUUGUGCAGAAAACGUUGUUGUUUUGGAGGACUGAAAAAGGGGUUGGAGAUAUUAACACUGUUCUUAUAGAGACUAUUUCUAUAAAAACAAUCCAUCGAUCGGCAUAACCUCGGAUGGAAAAAGGGGAUGAUUCUGAUACUCAUCUCUGAUUGAUAACAAGUAACUAUUUGUCUUUAUUUAAUGUCCAUGGUAGCAGGACUUAGCCAUCAUUAGGACAGCUGCUAAUAAAGAAAUAGUAAAUUAUUUAUACAUGUAGUUGAGUUCUGGGUAUGUGGUUUAGCAUUGCCAUUCUGAGAUUACAUGUCACCAUCGGGCUGUGUCAUAUCACCGUUAUGAAAUCAUUGUUUUUGUCUUUCAAUUAAUAUGAAAUUGUUACAUUUGUAAACUUUGCCUGUGAUAAAUGACAGAUUUUUUUUUUUUAAGAAUUAAAAUAAUAUUUUGCUAAAU